AUGAUUGAUGUGACUGAGUUUCGGUACUUUAAGGUUUUGGGUAAGGGUGUUCUUCCCCCGAGUCAGCUAGUUGUGGUGAAAGCCAAGCUCGUGUCGAAGAUUGCUGAGGACAAGAACAUGGAACAAAAACUCCAGUACUGUAUUUAUUUUCCGCUCUGUAAAUACAGAGAAGGAAUCGACAAUUUGCUUGUGCUACUCAUUGGAGGUAUCCCAACUGCCAUGUCAACAGUUUUGUCUGUAACAACAGAUAUUGGAUCUCAUCAGCUAUCCCAGAAAGGUACUAUCACCAACAGAAUAACUGCCAUUGAGGAAAUGGCCAGAAUGGAUGUUCUCUGCAGUGAUAAGACUGGAAUCCUUACCAUCAAUAAGCUCAGUUGA
Messenger RNA from Fraxinus pennsylvanica, 378 nucleotides. The record is from the annotation of a GenBank genome assembly. Lineage: Eukaryota; Viridiplantae; Streptophyta; Magnoliopsida; Lamiales; Oleaceae.